This is a messenger RNA of Staurois parvus, 274 nucleotides long. The record is from the annotation of a GenBank genome assembly. Lineage: Eukaryota; Metazoa; Chordata; Amphibia; Anura; Ranidae.
CCUGUGGUGCAUAGUCUGUGAUAUCCCACUGAUUUCUUAACAUAGCAGAGAAAGCACUGUGAUUGAAGGAGAGAUGGUCAUGGGCAGACUGACAACUCAUGGGGCGCCUGGGCAAUAGGGGAUCAUGGGGCCCCUGUGUCCUUGCCAAACUCAAAAAAGCCUAUGAAAAAGGUACCAGGGGCAUCUCAUGGGGCCCCCUACUGACCUGAGUUUCCAAAUGGUCAGUCCGCCCCUGGGGCCCCAUGAGUUGUCAGUCCGCCCCUGCAAGCAGGUA